Messenger RNA from Felis catus (domestic cat), 3526 nucleotides. RefSeq names its product armadillo repeat containing 5 (gene ARMC5). Lineage: Eukaryota; Metazoa; Chordata; Mammalia; Carnivora; Felidae. The coding region runs from base 449 to 3280 and encodes 943 amino acids. The transcript is spliced from 6 exons. Gene Ontology annotation, molecular function: protein binding. Gene Ontology annotation, cellular component: cytosol. Gene Ontology annotation, biological process: anatomical structure morphogenesis. The record is from RefSeq and is a predicted model, not a curated record.
GGCAGCGAAGCGAGCCGGAAGGAAAAGGGAGGGUCGCUGUGGUGGACACGCGGGGGACGGAAUAGCCACGUCACUUGGGGCAGCACGGUACUGAGACUCCAUGGUCGGAUGUCUGGGUUCUCCAAAAGAACCAGCCCACUGCAAGCCGCCUGAGAGUUUCCCCUCCGUCCUAUAACCUAAGCGUGCUAAGCAAGGCGCGGACUACAUAUCCCAACAUGCACCGCACACGAUUCUUGGGUUCGCACGAUUAGAUAACCAUUACUCUACGUGCCUUCAGCGACUGUCCAGAGGGCCGGGAUCGAGAACUACAACUUCCAACUUGCAAAAUAACUGCGGCGGCGCUACUUAAAAAGCGUCAGAGAGGAGGUGCGUGGCCACGCCCCUCCUCCAGUUCCGCUCCCUUGGACGGACGGCGAGGCGGGGGGCGGAGCCUUAGGCCUGAGCCAAGAUGGCGGCUGCGAAACCGACUCUCACGGACUCGCUCUCGUUCUGCCUCGCGCAGCUCACAGCGGCGGCCGGGGAGGGUCUAGGUGGGGGAAAGGACACAGCUACCAACGAGACACCCUUGGGCCGUGCGCUCUUAGCCCUCCGCACACGCCACGUCAAGGCAGCAGGGGGAAUCGAGCGCUUCCGGGCGCGCGGCGGGCUCCGCCCCCUUCUCGCGCUGCUGCGGCGAGCGGCGGCAGCGGGUCCCGCCCCGUCCCAGGCUGGCUCAGGCUCCGCCCCCUCGUCGGUCGAGUCAGCGAUUUAUGAUGGCCCCGCCCCCUCGUCGGGCCCUGCCCCCUCCUCUGCGUCGUCGUCGUCGCCCUCGCCGCCAGCGCGCCUGCGCAAGACCCUGGACUUGGCACUCAGCAUCCUAGCCAACUGCUGUACGGAAGGGGCGUGCCGGGCUGAAGUGCGCAGGCUCGGAGGCAUUCUCUCUUUGGUGACUAUUCUUCAGUGCGUGAAGACAGACAGCAUCCAGAACAGAACAGCCCGUGCUCUGGGGAAUUUAGCCAUGGAACCUGAGAGCUGUGGGGACAUCCAUUCUGCUGGUGCUGUUCCCUUGCUGGUUGAGAGCCUGACAGCCUGCCAGGACUCCCAGUGCCUGCAGAGUGUGGUGCGUGCCCUCCGCAACCUGGCCGACUCACCCCAGCACCGCCUGGCCCUGGCACAGCAGGGAGCAGUACGCCCUCUGGCUGAGCUUCUGGCCGCUGCCCCAGACCCUGCACUGACCUUGGCCCUAGUCCGUGCCCUCUUAGAGCUGAGUCGAGGCUGCUCCCGGGCCUGUGCUGAGCAGCUAAGUCUGGGUGGAGGAUUAGGCCCACUGGUCAGUUUGGCCUCCCACCCCAAAAAGGCAGUACGGGAGGCAACUAUCUUGAUCCUUGCCAACCUGUGUGCCCAGGGCCUUGUACGGCCUGCAUUGGGCAAUGCUGGUGGUGUGGAAGUACUACUGGGUGAACUCCGGCGGCGCAGGGGACCUAAUGGGGCUGGCCCAGCCUCUCAGCAGCCCCUGGUACGAGCCGUGUGCCUGCUGUGCCGGGAGGCCAUCAACCGGGCCCGGCUGCGGGAUGCUGGUGGUUUGGAGCUAUUGAUGGGCCUGCUACGGGACCCUCGUGCCAGUGCCUGGCACCUUCGUGUCGUGGCUGCCCUUGUGGGCUUCCUGUAUGACACUGGAGCCCUGGGCCGGCUACAGGCUCUGGGACUUGUACCUCUCUUGGCUGGGCAGCUGUGUGGUGAUGCUGGUGAUGAGGAAGAAGAGGGAAGAGAAGCUGCUUCCUGGGACUUUCCUGAGGAGCGGACCCCUGAGCGGGCAGAAGCUGGAAGCUUCCGAAGCCUAAGGUCAUGGCUGAUCUCUGAAGGCUACGCCGCAGGCCCGGGAGACAUCUCUCCUGACUGGUCCCCUGAGCGAUGUCCCCCACCUCCACCGCCACCGGAGCCAGCUGAGCCAACCAGCCCCACCCUGGGCCCAACUUCACUGCGGACGCCUCGCACACUGCGCACACCUGGCCGCAGCCCUGCCACCACCUCUGAGGAGCCUUGGGGCCGUGAGGGGCCAGCGCUGCUGCUGCUGUCGCGCUUCUCCCAGGCUCCCGACCCAAGUGGGGCAUUGGUGACCAGCCCAGCCCUAUGUGGCCUGCUGGCCUAUGUGACGGGCUCACCGGGUCCACCAAGCCCACGUGCACUGCGCAUCCUGGCACGCCUUACCUGCAACCCUGCCUGUCUCGAGGCCUUUGUGCGCAGCUAUGGUGCUGCACUGCUGCGUGCCUGGCUUGUGUUAGGUGUUGCCCCGGAAGAUUGGCCCACGCUGCGUGCCCGCCCAGUUCGACGCCAGCACCGGGAGCUGGGUGAGAUGCUGCUGCAGAACCUGACUGUGCAGGCUGAAUCACCCUUUGGAGUGGGCGCCCUCACUCAUCUGCUGCUCUCUGGAAGCCCUGAGGACCGCGUGGCCUGUGCACUGACCCUGCCCUUCAUCUGUCGGAAGCCCUCUCUGUGGCGCCGGCUACUUCUGGACCAGGGUGGCCUCCGGCUCCUCCUCUCAGCACUAACUCGGCCAGCUCCACAUCCACUCUUCCUCUUCUUUGCUGCGGACUCCCUUUCCUGCCUCCAAGGCCUGGUGUCUCCCACUGUGAGCCCAGCCCUCCCACCUACAAUCCCUUUGGAUCUAGAUGCCCCCUCCCCUUGCCUUUAUGAACGUCUGCUGGGCCCAGCCCCCAUCCCAGCCCCUGACCUGCAUUUCCUACUGGACUCAGGCCUACGGCUCCCUGCCCAGCGAGCUGCCUCAGCUACUGCCUCCCCUUUCUUCCGGGCCCUGCUAGCUGGCAGCUUUGCCGAAGCCCAGAUGGACCUGGUGCCACUUCGAGGCCUGUCACCCAGUGCAGCCUGGCCUAUCCUGCAUCACUUGCAUGGCUGCCGGGGCUGUGGCGCUGCACUGGGGCCUGUUCCCCCACCAGGCCAGCCCCUGCUGGGCUCAGAGGCUGAGGAGGCACUGGAGGCUGCUGGCCGUUUUUUGCUCCCUGGGCUGGAGGAGGAGCUGGAAGAGGCUGUGAGCCACAUCCACCUGGGACCCCAUGGUGGCCCAGAGUCAGUGGGUGAAGUAUUCCGCCUGGGCCGGCCCCGACUGGUUGCGCAUUGUGCCCGCUGGGCUCUGGGGCCAGGGCAGUGCCCUCGGAAACGGGCCUUGGCCUUAGUGGGGCUUGUGGAGGCAGCAGGUGAGGAGACAGGGCCCCUGACUGAGGCUUUACUGGCUGUGGUAAUGGGGGUUGAAUUCGGGGGCAAGGGUUCCAGCUUAGACUGUUGAUGUCCCCUGGGAGGGGAUCCAAGGAUGAGUUGGCUAUGAAGGAGGACUCCCUCAGAGCAGCAUAAGAGGAAGCUGAGCAGAAGUCACCAUUGAGGACCGAUGAGAGAAUGGAACUGUACCCCAGGAUGAUGGUCUGAAGACGCCAGGGUCCGAGUGUGGGACCCACAGAUGAAGAACAGCCCAGGGCUCCAGGCACCUGGCCUGGGCCAGCCUUCCAGAGUUGAGAUUAAAAACUUUGGAAUUGGA